Molecule: messenger RNA, 3610 nt
Organism: Anoplopoma fimbria (sablefish)
Lineage: Eukaryota; Metazoa; Chordata; Actinopteri; Perciformes; Anoplopomatidae
Gene: atf6
Product: activating transcription factor 6
Exons: 16
Coding region: 114-2051 (645 amino acids)
Biological process (GO): endoplasmic reticulum unfolded protein response; regulation of transcription by RNA polymerase II
Cellular component (GO): nucleus
Molecular function (GO): DNA-binding transcription factor activity, RNA polymerase II-specific; RNA polymerase II cis-regulatory region sequence-specific DNA binding
Source: RefSeq, a predicted model, not a curated record
CCUAAACGUCAACCCGGAAGUAACCAACCAACCAAACAACAUGAAUGAAUCGUAUGAGACGUCGCUCUAUCGUAACGUGUUUGUGUGAGACGAUUUACUGAUGAGUUUUAAAGAUGUCAACCGACUUAUCGUUAUAUUUAGAGAGUCAUCAACAAUAUCCCGCGAUGGAUGAGGAGACAGAAACCAUGUCUAUCGACCACGGAGGAGAGUGGGACAUCAGCCUGUUCGAUGAGCUGAACGACCUGGGAGAUGCGGAUGAGCUGUUUCAGGCCCUGCUGUAUGCCGGCUGUGCCAGUGAGGGUCCAGACCUGGACUUUGAUAUCAACAUACCACCGUGGAGUGGAUUGGACACGAGCAGCACCUGCACAGAUGGUGAGGUGAGCGUGGACUCUCUGUCACCUGCCCACACUCUGAGCUCCGUCCCUUCUCCUUCCCCUGUGGAAGCCCUGUCCCCAUACUACUUACAAGACGAGGCCCUGUCUCCACAGUCUCAGCCCUCUCCUGUUUCAGUCUGCUCAGAGUCCAGUGGCGUUUCGGUAAUCUCUCCCCCAGCUAAGAAUGCUCCAAAGAGGACCAACCAGAACGCCCGAGCCAGACAAGCUCAGCCAAUCAAGAGGCCGAUUCAGAUUGGCCCGAAGGUUUCCAUCCAACCGAAACCUCUGAUGACAGCUGUGCCCCUGGCUCAUGCAGCAGCUCCCCUGCAGGCCAAGACAAUCAUCAUCCAGCCCCUGCAGACCGCUGUGCUGCCUGUGGUCAAACAAGCUCCAAUCAACAUCCAACCAGCGCCCCCUCCAGGACGUCCCAUAGUGCUGUCUCAGCCCAGCCAGGUGCUACACAUCCAGGCACCACAGGCUGUCACCGCCAAUGUGGUCACCAUGCCAACGCUCAGCCAGGACAGGCACAUCCCAGUCCCUGCUUCUCCAGCGUUCUCCGUCACGCUGCUAUCCCCGUCCUCGGAUGAUGAUUCGAAGUUGUCCCAAAGGCAGCAGCGCAUGAUUAAGAACCGCGAGUCGGCAUCCCUGUCCAGGAAAAAGAAGAAAGACUACCUGCUCUCGCUGGAGGCCCGUCUGAAUGUGGCGCUGUCUGAGAACGAGUUGCUCAAGAGUGAGAAUGGCAACCUCAAGAGGCAGCUGGAGGGCCUGCUGAGUGAGAACACAGGGCUAAAGGUUAGCGCCCCGAAGAGGAGAGCUGUGUGUCUCAUGGUGGUAGUGAUGUUCGUCAUGCUCAACGUUGGACCAAUGAGUCUGUUUCAGGGCGGCCCCGGCUCCAAGCUCGGAGUCAUCUCCACGCAGCCCAGCGGCAGACACCUGUUGGGUUUCUCCUCCGAGGCAGAAACUGAGGUUGUGAUGGGCCCCGAUCCCCUCCGCAGUGGCCCCUCUGAGAUGGCCGACAGCUCUGAGGAUAAGGCCCUGAUGGUGGUGAAGGAUCCGAUCUUCCUCAGACCACCUCCCCCCUGCCAGCCUCCCGUAAACAGGACAAAGUGCUUAGAGUUGGCCCAUGAGUUGAGGGGUUGGGUCCACCGCCAUGAAGUGCACCAGACCAAAUCCAGGCGCAUGAGUAACAGCAAUCACAAACCCACCAGGACCAUUCUGAAAACCGAGAAUAAGGAGAGUGCCCAGAUUUUGACGGUCCAAUACACAGAAACUACUGAGGAAAAGAAUCCUGGCAAUGAGCUGCAGGUUUACUAUGCACCUCAUCACACCUACAGUGACUUCUUUGAUGAGAUCAAUCGUCGUGGCGACACUUUCUAUGUCGUGUCUUUCCGCAGGGAUCAUCUUCUACUUCCUGCCACCAGCCACAACAAAGGAAGUCGACCCAAGAUGUCUGUGGUGUUGCCAGCCAUGAACAUAAACGACAGCAUAAUAAGAGACAAGGACAACGAGGUGAUGAUGCAGAUCGACUGUGAAGUGACGAACACCAGGAUCCUCCACAUCAGGUCUUCCACCAUCCCACCUCUGCUCCGGGUCAACCGCACACAGGCGUUUUACCAGCACUCCCCGACUGACAGCCAGGCCCCGCCUCCUGUCGGUGUGCUAAUGGGGUCGGCUUAAGAUCCCCUCAACGACACUUGUUAUUAUUUAUAACUCCUCAACAAAAUCCGUGAAGAGAAACAUCAGAUAAGACCUCAGUUGACUUGAUUUAGAUUCUAGGUAAUACAAAGGUAGCUCACAUUGUCAGCACUAGUCAGCUGCAUUCUUUAUUAGCGCUGAUAUCCGGAGGUAAGUCUGUAAUGGGGUCCAAGCAGACGCUUGCUCCUUGUGUGGCAACACUGACUUCUCCCUGUAACCCCAAAUGCCCCACAUAAGGGUAAUUGCUUAACGGCAGGGGGCUGAGCAUUGAACCCUGAGUCACCCCGUCAUAACAAAAAUACUUUCGCCCCAUAGCAGCUCUCUUCAAGUCUGCCCUUUUCUUUUUGGGUCCUUAAUUUCGGGAUCAAGCUGCAAAGCCGGAGGAGAAAAAAAGAAAAAGAAUUAUACACAGAAGAUUGAUCUCACUAGGAAGGCAUUUGUCUUCUUAUUGUGGCUCCAAAAUGGAGUGCUGUAAUGGUAUCUCAUUUGUAGUCUGUUGGCCUCUCUAAAUAAAAAAUAAUUGCGAAAACGGUGAAACAGUAGGAGAUGCCAGAUUAAUUAGACGCAGCAAUUAGAGGCAUUCAGUAAGCUCAGGAAGUCAGGUGAUCUGUGAAAGCUAGCAGGCUAACCACUAUGUUGAUGGCUGGUUUCCAUUCAUUCAAGGAUUCAGGUGCUCUGUUUUUUUUUCCAGUUUUGGGGUCUUUGCACUGUGCUUGUCUUCAGAUUCAGAUACUAUACAUAUUUAUUUCUAUUAUCAUGUAACAGUAAAGCCAACUCCUGCAAUGUGAUGCAAUUCACCCUUUUCGGUCAAAAUGUAUUUAGUCAAGAUUUAUUGACUUAAAAUUUUCUGAUUAUGCUUUGUGGGAACUUUUUAUUCUAGUCGACUACAGAAAACAAAAUGACUAUUGUAUAUAAAAUGACAAAUAGUGGAUUGGAAGGAAAUGUACUGUGAAAUGGGGUAUUUUUUCACAGGCUGGACAAAAAGGAUCUGCAUCAAAUUUUAAACCCAAUGGCUUUACAGUUGAGCUAAAAAUGGCAAUGUUUGACAUAUAACCACUAGUGAAAAACAUAGUUUGAGUCCUGACUUCUCCGUCCAUGGGCUAAAUUGCACUUUUAUUUGGUGCACUUGAGCCUAUAUUUAAAUUGCAACCUACCAGAAACUGUUGCAUUAUCUGAGUUUAAGUUUUGUUGUAAAGAUUUGCACUUUUAAUGCAGAACCUGGGAAGAUCAACUCUGGCUUUACCUGCCUCUUAUUAUUGUUUUUGCUAAAUUGAUAUUAUAUAAGAAAUUAUACAUGAUCAGAAUUUGUACUUUUUUGUAUAUAGUAUGUUGAUAAAGCAACAUACUCUACUUGUACCUGGAAGUGUAUUUUGUGGUUUGUUUAAUAAUUUUUCCCUUUUUGGUUUCAAAAACAUAUUUUGUUCACUGAAUUGUUUUUACUGCAUUCAAACAGUACUAUGUGACAAAACAAAAGUACAAUUAAAAAUGUGUGUUUUUUUUCACGUAUUCUAUUAUGUGUAUAAACCAAAAUAAACACUGGA